AUGAAGGAAUAUUACUUAGUCGCAACCAUUGUCGCCGCCCUUUUCGGCAUUGUAUCACUUCUCGCUUUUUCAAGAUGGAGUAGCAUGUCCAGAUCGAAUUCUUCACCCCACUCUUCAAAAAGACACUCAGCCAGAAGAUUAGAAGACAAGCAACAAUCCACAUUCUCAGUGGACAAAGAAUCCGAUUUCCCAAUUGACUGGUUUACGUCUUCGGAAAUCUUCGCUCUGGAAACGAGAGCUAUAUUUUGCAAGUCUUGGAUUUUUCUGGCCCACUCGUCCCGUUUCGCAAAGCCAGGCGACUAUCACACUUUUUCCUUUUCCAACUACUCGGUUUUUCUCAUUAUGGGGAAGGACCGGAAAAUACGCGCUUUUCACAAUGUAUGUCGGCAUCGAGCAUACAGUAUUACCAAGAAAGAAUCUGGUAGCAGUACAGUGUUAGGGUGCAAAUAUCAUGGAUGGAGUUAUAACACGAAAGGCCAUCUUGUGAAAGCACCCAUGUUUGAUGGCGUAGCUGGCUUUAAGAAAGAUGAAAACAGCUUAUUUGAAAUUGAGACAAGGGUGAGUGGUAGUGGUGCAGUAUGGAUUAAUCUGGACACGGAGUUCUCAAAUCAAAAUCUCAAUGACAAUGAAGGCGAUUUUGAACCAUUUUUGGAUUUGAAAACGCAAAGCUCGAGAUGGGUCGAGGGAGGGACUGUAGAAAGUGGCUUCAAUUGGAAGAAAGCUGUUAAUCCGAAGUUAUUCAACGUUGGCUGGCCCAAGGUUUCCACGUUCUCAGCGUUUAAUCUGUUGAAAAAUGAUCCUAUCGAAACAUCAGGAAUCCAUGUGUUUCCUAACGCAAUUAUCUACAAAAUUCCUGGCACUAAAAUCUGGUACUCAGUUAUUCUUCUCCCAUCAUCCCCUGGUAAGACCCAGAUUCGGUACGAUAUCUACUCUGGUUCGGCCAAGCCACAGCCGUCUAUCGAGGCGGCCAUUACGAGACAAAUCGAAGAAGUGAUUAGUACCAAGACAAAAGACCUCGAGUAUUCCAGCUUCCUCAUUCAUACUAAAACAGAUAAAAUUUUAGAUAACCAAUAUGAUAUUCUUCUUUCCAUGAAAUCACACUCACGAAUCGAGAAAACGCUGGGGCGACAAGUAAGUCCAGUGUUACAAAAAUCGAAAACUAGUCAAAAAUUUCUUCAAGCCGAGAUAUUAUGCAAGCAGUUGGAUUGUUUGGGCCAAGGAAUCGCAGAAGACUCUACAAAAGGGAUGGAGGUUCUCGCCUGGUAG
Talaromyces proteolyticus is the source of this 1266-nucleotide messenger RNA. Its product is annotated as Rieske [2Fe-2S] iron-sulfur domain-containing protein. The coding region runs from base 1 to 1266 and encodes 421 amino acids. NCBI's taxonomy places the organism in Eukaryota, Fungi, Ascomycota, Eurotiomycetes, Eurotiales, Trichocomaceae. Gene Ontology annotation, molecular function: 2 iron, 2 sulfur cluster binding. The record is from RefSeq and is a predicted model, not a curated record. The transcript has 5 exons.